AAUCCUUUUCUUUGGUAUUCUCCUCCAGACAUUGAAAAUGGAUUGUAAUGGUUAUCAUCAAGAAAAUCAUGAUCAAAACCUUUUCCCAAAGCCAAAAGUCUUAAUUCUUGAACCACCACCAGUCUUCAAAUAUCACGAAGACAAACUCUCCCAAAAAUUCCAUUUCUUGAAAGCAUGGGACUCACCACUUCCUUUAGACCAGUUUUUGACUACUCAUGCACACUCAGUCCAAGCUAUUCUGUCCCAUGGAACCUGUCCAGUCACCACCAGCACUAUAAGGCUGUUGCCAUCUCUGGGGCUUAUUGUCACCACAAGUUCUGGACUCAACCAAAUCGACUUGCAAGAGUGUCGUCGGAGAGGGGUAUCUGUGGCUUAUGCUGGAAGCCUUUUUUCUGCAGAUGUUGCUGAUAUAGCAGUAGGGCUGUUGAUUGAUGCGCUGAGAAAGAUAUCGGCUGGAAAUCGUUACGUCACCCAAGGACUGUGGGCUAACAACGGAGAUUUUUCUCUUGGCUCUAAGUUGGGAGGCAGGAAAGUUGGGAUUGUUGGACUUGGAAGCAUUGGCCUAGAAGUUGGAAAAAGGCUAGAGCCCUUUGGCUGCAAUAUCUUGUACAGCUCAAGGAACAAGAAGUCAUCUGUAUCAUACCCUUAUUAUUCCAAUGUCUGUGAACUAGCAGCAAACUGUGAGGUCCUCAUAAUUUGUUGUGAAUUAAAUGAUCAAACUCGCCACAUGAUUAACAAGGAAGUCUUGCUAGCAUUGGGGAAGAAAGGAUUGAUCAUUAAUGUUGGACGCGGGGCUAUUAUAGACGAGCAAGAAAUGGUGAGGUGCUUGAUGCAAGGAGAGAUUGCAGGUGCCGGAUUGGAUGUGUUUGAGAACGAGCCUCAUGUUCCCAGUGAGCUCAUUGCAUUAGACAAUGUUGUCCUGUCACCGCAUAGAGCUGUCCACACUGAGGAAACUUUGAUGGCUUUGGUUGAACUUGUGAUGGGGAACUUGGAAGCUUUCUUUUCAAAUAAACCUUUGCUUUCUCCUGUAAUAUUGGAUGAAUGAACAAUACAAUCUUUCUGUUUGCA
Molecule: messenger RNA, 1068 nt
Organism: Populus nigra (black poplar)
Lineage: Eukaryota; Viridiplantae; Streptophyta; Magnoliopsida; Malpighiales; Salicaceae
Product: glyoxylate/hydroxypyruvate reductase HPR3-like
Exons: 2
Coding region: 38-1045 (335 amino acids)
Cellular component (GO): cytosol
Molecular function (GO): NAD binding; glyoxylate reductase (NADPH) activity; hydroxypyruvate reductase [NAD(P)H] activity
Source: RefSeq, a predicted model, not a curated record